Molecule: messenger RNA, 3157 nt
Organism: Urocitellus parryii (Arctic ground squirrel)
Lineage: Eukaryota; Metazoa; Chordata; Mammalia; Rodentia; Sciuridae
Gene: Septin6
Product: septin 6
Molecular function (GO): GTP binding
Source: RefSeq, a predicted model, not a curated record
AGAGCUGGAACUGGGCUAGCGGUAGGGGGAAGCGGCGCGUUAAAUCUGCCCCCUCCCCAUACCCUACUUCCGAAGGGGUGGGCGAUAGAGGGGAGGUUGGGGUUGGAGCAGCAGCGAGGGGGCCCCUCCCUUGCGCCUCCCCCCCACCGGACUUGGUCGCGCCCGAAGUGUAACACUUUCUCUUUGUCGGAGGAGCUCUUCUGUUUCCUGUGCAGUAGCUCCCGUUGCGGCGGCGCCCGUGGCAGCCCUGGCGGACGCAGGAGCGAUGGCAGCGACCGAUAUAGCUCGCCAGGUGGGUGAAGGUUGCCGAACCGUCCCCCUGGCUGGACAUGUGGGGUUUGACAGCUUGCCUGACCAGCUGGUGAAUAAGUCAGUCAGCCAGGGCUUCUGCUUCAACAUCCUGUGCGUGGGAGAGACAGGUUUGGGCAAGUCCACCCUCAUGGAUACCCUAUUCAAUACCAAGUUUGAGGGGGAGCCAGCCACCCACACGCAGCCUGGUGUCCAGCUCCGGUCCAAUACCUACGACCUCCAAGAGAGCAACGUGGGGCUGAAGCUCACAAUUGUUAGCACAGUAGGCUUUGGGGACCAGAUCAACAAGGAAGACAGCUACAAGCCUAUCGUGGAAUUCAUUGAUGCGCAGUUUGAGGCCUACCUGCAGGAGGAGCUGAAGAUCCGAAGAGUGCUGCACACCUACCACGACUCCCGAAUCCACGCCUGCUUGUACUUCAUCGCCCCCACAGGUCAUUCUCUGAAGUCUCUGGACCUAGUGACGAUGAAGAAGCUGGACAGUAAGGUGAACAUCAUCCCCAUCAUUGCCAAAUCAGAUGCCAUUUCUAAGAGCGAGCUAACAAAGUUCAAAAUCAAAAUCACCAGUGAACUUGUCAGCAACGGGGUCCAGAUCUAUCAAUUCCCCACAGAUGAUGAAUCGGUGGCGGAGAUCAACGGAACCAUGAAUGCCCACCUUCCCUUUGCCGUCAUUGGCAGCACAGAAGAACUGAAGAUAGGGAACAAGAUGAUGAAGGCACGGCAGUAUCCUUGGGGCACAGUACAGGUUGAAAACGAGGCUCACUGCGACUUUGUGAAGCUGCGGGAGAUGCUGAUUCGGGUCAACAUGGAGGAUCUGCGGGAGCAGACCCACACCCGGCACUAUGAACUGUACCGACGCUGUAAGCUGGAGGAGAUGGGCUUCAAGGACACCGACCCUGACAGCAAACCCUUCAGUUUACAGGAGACAUAUGAGGCCAAAAGAAAUGAAUUCCUAGGAGAGCUACAGAAAAAGGAAGAGGAGAUGAGACAGAUGUUCGUCCAGAGAGUCAAAGAGAAAGAAGCGGAGCUCAAAGAGGCAGAGAAAGAGCUGCAUGAGAAAUUUGACCGUCUGAAGAAACUUCACCAAGAUGAGAAGAAGAAGCUGGAGGAUAAGAAGAAAUCCCUGGAUGAUGAAGUGAAUGCUUUCAAACAGAGAAAGACGGCGGCUGAGUUGCUCCAGUCUCAGGGUUCCCAGGCUGGAGGCUCACAGACUCUGAAAAGAGAUAAAGAGAAGAAAAAUAAUCCAUGGCUGUGUACUGAAUAGUAUCCCCUGCUACAGCUGGACUGGACUCCACUUAGCCUUUUAAGCGAAGGUUCCUAUUUUAAUUGACAGCUUUCCUUUGGGGUGCCAGGCAACCGGGCAUUCCACCCCUGCUGUGUACUUCAAGCCCCACUUUUUUUUUAUUUCUUCAACUUGCUCCUGCCUCCCAGUCCCACUGACACCGACAAUGACCUUUUUCUUUUUUCUUGUUUUUUUCUUUGGGGGGGGGGUUGUUUUAUGAUCACAGAAUCAAGAAGGCUAUGCCAAAUUUCUAGGCCUUUUUGAAGUGUCAAAAAAGAGGAAGGGAUUUCUUUAUUCAAUAACAUAUUACUAAAUAGUAGGAAGGAAAAAAACAGCAGAAGAAAGUAGAAAAACUGAAAAGCAGACAUGCAUAGGCUUUUCUCUUGUUGAUAAUGCAAGAACUCACUUCUGUUAUGUAUUGGUUGGUGAGUCAAGGAUUGGUUAGUGGUCAGAGGCCAGCAAGAUGGUGAUGCUGCCAAAGCACAUACUAGUUUCUUGGGAAAAUUCAAGUCACAGUGGAGCAUUUUAGGAGACACAAUACUUGUUGGUAAAAACGAACCACCACCAUCAAAACCCUCAUAAACAAAAACCAAAGAAAUCCUCAGCAGUAGCUCAGAGUUAGGGCUGUCAGGUCUCCUUGAGAAAGACUCCUUAUUUACAGCUUUGAUGUUCCUAAAUCCACCUUUGAGGUUACCAACCAGCAAUCACCAUCCUUCUGGGUAAUUCUGGGCAUUACAAACAGGAGGCCCCCUCAUUUGCAUUUGUUUACAGAUUGACCACUUGAGGCUUGAGGAUCUCAAAAUACUUCAAAAGUAUUAAAGCCACAUUGCCUUUGGGAGACCUUCAGAAAGUAAGCAGGUAUUUUAUAUAAAAGGGAGAAAUUUGGGUAACCCAAUGAUCUGUGGCUAAUAUGCCACAGGAAAUUGAGACCCAGAGAAGCAAAGGGAAUUGCCCAAAGUCCUGCUGCUGUUUCUUGGCAAAAAUCAGGCUAGAUUCCUUGUCAUCUGUUUCACCGAGGGAUUCAAUCUGUUUAUAUAUAUUCCUGGAGACAAGGUCUUUUGAUGUUCAGAGAAACCAAAUCGUCAGUGUUAGAGGACCCUAGAGUGUGUUUUUCCUCCAUAGAAAAGCAUGAGGAUGGGGCAGGUGGGGGCUGCGAAGGAAGAAGCUCCAGGCCAGCUCCUUAAAAAUAGUCAGUCAAGCCUUUUAAAAGCAUCCAAAUGCUUGUUUCCUUGGGUAGUUUUUCUCACGUAGACAUUUUUCCCCCUCUCCACUGAAAAGGCUUGUUAAUUAGUACCAUUGUAACUAUUUUUAAAAAAAUACCCUAAGUUCUCUGUUUACUUCUGGUGAAACUAAACCAGUCAUUAGAAAUGGCCUGUGCUUUUCUUUUCCCAGACUGGAAUGGAAUGGCUUUCCUGAAACACACACACACACACACACACACACACACACACACACCCUUCAUUUCUUUUAAGCCAAGAAGGUUGCUUUCCCCAGCUGCAGGUUGGAUCACGGUUUUUGCUUUGUUGUUGUUGUUGUUGUUGUUGUUUGUUUUUAUCAUUUAGCAUUCAC